Teleopsis dalmanni is the source of this 1815-nucleotide messenger RNA. It is a transcript of the gene ppk24, whose product is annotated as pickpocket protein 28. Gene Ontology annotation, molecular function: ligand-gated sodium channel activity. Gene Ontology annotation, cellular component: membrane. The transcript is spliced from 11 exons. The record is from RefSeq and is a predicted model, not a curated record. NCBI's taxonomy places the organism in Eukaryota, Metazoa, Arthropoda, Insecta, Diptera, Diopsidae. Gene Ontology annotation, biological process: sodium ion transmembrane transport.
AUGCCAGCAUUUCCUGCAACGCACAAAGCGAUGCAGCAUGCAACAAAUACUGGCACAGGAAUGGCAGCUAGAACAGCGGAUGUCGCACUGGCUGUGGGACGAUCGUCAUGGUGGCUUCCGGUGUCGUUGCAAAAUAAAAGGCAAAAAAUUAGUUUUGCCGAAGCUUUUAAAGAUUUUUUGCAAAAUCUUUCAUUUCAUUGUUAUGGAAAAUUAGUUGAACGAGGUCGGAGCAGUCAAGAAAAGCUUCUCUGGUUCGUUUUUCAUUUUACUGCUCUAAUAUUUUUACUGAUAUUCUUGUGGAACGUACAAUUUAAUACCGAACGUUUACUGAGUACAACAGUGGAAAAUGAACGCUACCCCAUACGUAAGGUUGCCUUUCCAGCCUUAGCUAUUUGUCCUUUAAAUCGCAUUUCGAAUACUUCCGCCAUGCGUUAUGCUGUUGAAUUGCAUAAUACUAUUGUACAUAGGGGUAUUCACGAUCUCAAUAGUCGAGUGAUAGGAAAUGAAAAGGAUCCCGAAAUGCGUGGUAUCAAAUUCUUUUAUGAUUUCAUACAAUUACUUAUGUAUAAUUCCUUUUAUGUGAAUUAUUUUUUCGAACGUGAUUCGUUAAUGACGUUCCAAAAUUAUUUGGAUUUAUUCGAUACUGACGAGUAUGAAAUAUUUUUCAACACAAAAAAACGUAUGAGAAUGCUUGCUCCCUCAUGUGAAAGUAUUUUGCUGGAAUGUCGCUUAGGUGGUAAAGUUAUAAAUUGUUCUAGUGAAUUUGUAGAAACAUUAACACCUCGAGGAUUUUGCUGUGGAUUCAAUACCUAUGGCAAAUAUUCUGUGGAGCGCGAUUAUUCGACUCGCCUAUUUGGAGUGAUGAAUGGUUUAACAGUGGUCUUAAAUGCAUCCACUUCAGAUUUUUAUCAGAUAUCAAAACCAGGAUUUUUGGUUUCAAUAUACUCUGCACGUAAUUAUCCUGAUGCUUCAUCUGGUGGUGUCAGAGAGCAGUUAAUACUACCAGGUGUUAAUUCAUUUAUACAAAUAUAUCCACAUGUUUUAUCAACUGUGGAUGAAGCUCGAAUUUUAAGUCCAAGUGCACGCAAUUGCCUCUUUGCGGAUGAGUUGCCACACAUGUUCGGUAGAGGUUACACCUUCAACAAAUGUAUGACUAAGUGCCGUGUAAGGAGUAUUUUGAUUUUAUGCAAGUGCUUACUCUAUAGUAUACCGGAAAGGUUUCUUGAUGUAAGGGCCAGCACAGUUUAUUGCACAUUACAACAUCAACCAUGCUUGAAACGAUACGAUUUUAAAUGGCUCAAUGCAAUUACCAUGCGGAAGAUUGUGCCUGGUCUGGAACGGGAAAUGGAAGAUGGAUUAUAUUGUUCUAAUUGCUUGCCCUCAUGUACUGAAACAACGUAUAAAAUACGUUUAUCUGAUUUACCCAUAACGCAUUACCAAACUACAAUUUUAAAGUAAGUUCCAUUGAAUCCAUUAAAUUUAUCUAUUUUUUUUUUCAAUUGAUCAGUUGUAAGUACUUCACAACUUCAAACUAUUUGUUUUGCUUCAAUUGAAAAUGACUUGGCCACACUAAAUGUCUACUUUGCUGUUUCACAUAUUCCAUACUAUAAUCGGAUACUUAAGGACUCUUGGUAUGAAGUACUGAGUGUAGUCGGUAACAUCUGUGGCAUUAUGACGGGUUUCUCCAUAAUUGGCAUGUGUGAAGUGCUCUUCUUUUUUGGCAAACAACUGUACAUCGCCUUCAAAAACGAAAUAAUAUUUGAACGAAAACGGAGAAUCAAACCAAAGGAGCCACCAUUGAUUAUUUUGCCAUAA